GUUUACAAACUUUCGACUGAUUCCUUCAUAAUGAGUCUGAUUUCCAAAACCUUCCCCGUGAUCUCCCAAUUUUUACUCUCUCUCACCAGUGUUGAUCAUGUUCUCAUUCAUUCGUGUCUCUACAUGAACAGGUAUUGAAAACUAGCCCACAAAGUAGAAGCCAGAAAAGCAAUUAUUGGCGGGUUUGGCAGCUUAUCAUCUUUCUCAACUUCUUCCACUUCAAGCAUACAAAUAAGAGCUGAGAUUUUUGUUUUCAACAUUUCAAGGUAAGGGAGUUCACUAGAAAUUAACAAUGGAGGCACUUGGGAAUUUGGCAUUAGACAGAGGAAGGAGGUACGUGAAUUUGGAUGAUAAUCUAAGGUCGCUCGAAACCAAGUUGCGGAGAUUAGUCGGCAGAAAAACUGACCUCGAGUCGCAAGUGACAGAUGCAGAAAGAUCAGGUACUAAGAAAAGGAAAAGGGAGGUUGAGAUUUGGUUUGAGGAGGUAGCAACAGUAGAAAAUGAAUUCGGUGCAUUGAAAAAGAGCAUACAAGAGGGUGGAUUUCUAGAAAAUGCAAUUAGCAGUGGGGAUAGAGUGGCGAAAAUGGAUGCAAUUGUAGAGCAACUGAUGGAGCAAAGUAAUCAUUUUGAUGGGCUUUUGCUUGAGGCUUUUGAGAGCAGAGGUGAGCCACGAGUGACUACAAAAUUAUUUGGAGAAAUGUUUGACAGAGGUUUGAAAGCAAUCUGGGCGUGGUUGGUCAUCGAUAGCAUCUCAAACAUUGGGAUUUAUGGGAUGGGCGGUGUGGGUAAGACUACAUUGGCGAAACACAUCCAUAAUCAUCUCCUUGAGAGAACUCAAUUCAAGGUUUAUUGGAUUACUGUCUCUCAAGAAUUCAGCAUGAAAAGGCUGCAAGAUGACAUUGCGAAACGCCUAAGGCUUGAUCUGUCACAUGAGGACGAUGAGGAUAGCAGGGCAGCCAUUUUGUCCAGGGCAUUGGUGAAGCAGUCCGUCCUCAUACUCGAUGAUGUUUGGCAAGAGUUUUCUUUUGCAAAGAUUGGAAUUCCUCUUGGUGCAAACAAAUGCAGAGUGAUCUUGACUACUCGAUCACUGGUAUUAUGCAACAGGAUUAGCUGUCAAAGGGUAUUUGAAGCUAAAACUUUGGCUACAAAUGAAGCUUGGGAUUUGUUUAAUCAUACACUUGACACUAAGACAGUGCUUCGUGGAGAUCUGGAAAAUAUUGCCAAGUCCGCUGCGAAAAGGUGUUCUGGUUUGCCUCUUGGUAUUAUCACAGUGGCUGGGAGCAUGAAAGGUGAGACGGACAUCCGUGUGUGGAGAUAUGCAUUGAAGCAAUUGAAAGCAUGUUCAGUAGGGCAUGAUGAGAUGGGACGAGAUGUGUUUCCCAUCUUGGAAUGGAGUUUCAAUCGCCUGAAAGAAUGUGAAAGGAAUUGCUUCUUGUAUUGCUGUCUUUUCCCAGAAGAUAGUGAUAUAAAAAGAAAGGAACUAAUAGACCUGUUUAUUGGGGCAGAGCUGAUGUCAAAACGGGAAUCAUGGUCAGAAGAAUUUGAUGAAGGUCACACGAUAUUAAACAAACUGAUAAGUGUUUGCUUACUAGAAAAAACUACAGAUUUCAAAGGGGAUGACUGUGUGAAGAUGCAUGAUUUGAUCAGAGACAUGGCAUUAAGGAUCACGCAUGGAAACUUCAAACCAGAGAGCAGCAGAGAUGAUGUACCACGAUUCUUGGUGAAAAGCAUGGGAAAGGGAAAUUCUAGAGUAACACUGGAACCAAAAAAAUGGACAGAAGAUCUCCAUGCAGUCUCCUUCUGUUCCGGUAUGUUUCAAUUUAUAGGAAUAGAAGUUCCACCGGCCUGGUCACCAAAUUGUCCUAAGCUCUCAACCUUGCUUCUUUCUCAUGUUUUCAUAAAAGAAAUCCCAGAUUCAUUCUUUCGGCACAUGUGUGGACUUAAAGUUUUGAAUCUAUCUCGGUGCGCAGGUAUAACAGAGUUGCCUAAUUCUGUUUCAAACUUGGUCAAUCUCACUGCUUUGAUUUUGGGGGGUUGUGGGGACCUCCGAUUUGUGCCACCACUGGGAAAUCUCAAGCAAAUGAGGGAUUUGGACCUAUCCUCCACUCGGAUUCAGGAUUUGACUCAAGAUUUGGAGUCAUUGGUUAAUCUCGAAAGGCUCAACUUGAAGGAUUGUAUGCACCUCCGAUCCGUGCCACCACUGGGAAAGCUCAAGCAAUUGAGGGAAUUGGAUCUAUCCAAAACUAAGAUUGAGGAUUUACCUGAAGGCUGGGAGUCACUGGUCAACCUCGAAAGGUUUAACUUGAACGAGUGUUGGAGUUUAAGACGAAAGAUAAUAAUACCAAAAGGGACAUUUUCUCAAUUGCACCGUCUUCAACUGCUAUUAUUGCCACCCUAUGGUAGGGUACAAGUUAAUGAUCCAGAAGUGUUGAACCAGUUAGAAAGUUUUAAAGGAUGUUUGUCUUUUACGGACUUCUAUAAAAUUACUCGGUGGCCAAAAUACUAUAAUAAUGUUUAUAUCAAUGACAUCUUAACUGAGGAUCCGAGUUUUUUUAAUGAAGUGAGGGGGUUCUCGGAGAAACAACUGCAUUUCCAUCAGUGUAAGCUUGGUAGAGGAUUGAACAAUCUGCCAGAUGAUAUGGAAAGUCUGAUAAUUGAGGAUUGUGAGGGCAUGGGCAUUAGGUGCUUGUCAGAUGUUUUUAAGAAUUUUAUAAAUUUAAGCAACUUAUCUGACUUGGUUAUUGUGGAUUCGGUUGGAAUAGAGUUCCUCUGGCAAUUGUCCUCUGCUUCUCCACGUGAUCAGUUGGAAGUCUCGUCUUUCAGUCCACUCCGUGGUCUCCAAAUGCUACGCCUCUGGAGGUUGCCAAAUCUGAUUGGUCUUUUUUACGAAGAAUCAGAACCAUAUUUGCUUCCAACUGGCACCUUCUCUUCCCUAAAAGAAUUGGAGAUUUUUGAAUGUCACAACAUGAAGUCGCUAUUCACAGUGCAGUUGCUGCAGAGCCUUCAAAAUCUUGAAAUAUUAUAUGUUUACAAUUGUGAAGGACUGGAGGAGAUAGCAGCAGAUGGCAACGGAGUAGGACAAGGAGGAGGAGAAGGCAUCCAAUUGACUUCAAGUGAAGGAGCCACCGCCAAUGUCAUCCUUCCGAAAUUGAGGUGGUUGAGUCUGAAAAACCUGCCUCGACUGAAGAGCAUUUGCAAGGCAGCCAUGAUCUGCGAUUCAAUCUAUGAGAUUAAAAUAUUUGAUUGUCCAAAUUUAAAGAGGCUGCCUUCGUUUCUUUCCACCAUCGACGGACCACCAUCUCUUCCCAGCACUCUUCAUAAAAUCCGGGGAGAUAAAGAAUGGUGGGAAUCAUUAGAGUGGGACAAUCCUAGUGCCAAAAAUGCCCUUGACCCAAUUUUUUCCACACGGUGAUCAAAAUCCUGACUGGUUCUCAUGUAGCCACAAAACUGCUGCUGCAAGAGAGGUGAUGUUGCAAAAACAAGUGUUAAUUGAAGCCUUGUCCACCACCGCCAAAUUUCAUUUCAGUACAUACUUCUUCCUUAGCUGUAUUACAGUUGCUAUUUUUCCUAAACUUGAUUGUAGCUGGAGCAGUGAUACAGUUUUCUGUGACUAUUCCUUGAUUAUCAACAAAAAUGUUUUGGGGUAUUAUGACAAAAUUUUUGGUUUAAUGUUUAACAUUUAUAUUCACUUUAGGAUGCGUAAAA
This is a messenger RNA of Coffea arabica (coffee), 3705 nucleotides long. Its product is annotated as probable disease resistance protein At4g27220. The record is from RefSeq and is a predicted model, not a curated record. Gene Ontology annotation, molecular function: ADP binding; ATP hydrolysis activity. Lineage: Eukaryota; Viridiplantae; Streptophyta; Magnoliopsida; Gentianales; Rubiaceae.